AUGCUCAGAGUUCCAGGUUCUUCAGUGCAGUGUAUUUAUUGUGAGCUAUAUAUACAAAUAUCUGCAGGCUAUAAUACACGAGCAGUUCGUACAGUCAAACAGAGUACCUGGCUGCACCUUAAGGCAAAUAGGAAGACCUUUCUAUCUCUCCCUCUCUGACCACACUCUUCUACACCACCCCUUUACUGCUGGAUGGGUUUCCCUUUUAAACCGAGGACAGCCAAUCAACUGUCAGCACAUUACCGCUGACCCAGCACUUCCAUAGAAAGUAUUGCAGGCUGAUUGUAUCAGCUAGCAAACUCAAGCCUGCAGACUUACUAUCUCUCACAGCAUUCUGUGAAUCCCGACAGAGGAACCGGAAGCCCCUGGGUGAGGUCUGUUCCCAGACUGCCAGGGCAGAGGCUGAAGGCUUCCCAUGAAAUGCACGAGACAAACAUGUUGAGGAAAAUGCUGUAGAUGAGCCUUCCCCUGCCCCUAAGACGCUAGUUUUCUACGGGUUGGGAGGGCAUAUGGCCUAAUUAGCCCCCCUCUCCCCAUGCCUCCAUGAUGGUGGUGAUGAUGGGGAUGUAGGCAAUGGUGAUGUACCCCACCUUUCCCCUGGCCCAGACUCAAGGCAGCUUUGGCCAUCCCAUAUUGGGUCUGGUGUGGGGCAAGUAACGAUGGGGCUGGGUUAGUGGGGAGGGUAAGCUGACUAGCAGCACCUGCGAAGCCCCAUGCAUGGUGCAAGCGCCAACACUCAGCUGGUUGGUGGUGUUUGCAGAGAAUCAUGCAGGUUGCUUUGAAGGCCCGAUGAUUGGCCACUUGCUGGGGCUUCAAAGCACCAUGCACCAGGGUGGUGAAGAUGGAUCGCCUGGUGUCAUUUUGACAUUGAGUGAUGUCAAGUGAUAAGGUGGCCCUGCCCACCUAUGAAACUUGGCCAGUGGGGAAGGUCAGGAUCCAACCCGCCAGCUGGAUCCAAUCCCCAUCCCUGGUGCAAGGCGAAAAGGGGGAGAUGCACGAGGAGUCAGAAAUAGUGCAGUCCAGCAAUAGCUGUGUCACAUGGGGCUUCUGCUCAUUUCUUGGUUGUCUCGGCAGAUAUAUAAUAGGACAGCACAAAGCUCGACAAUGGGAUGAAGAUUGCAAAGGUGUUACUUUUUAUAGACUCUUUAAAAUAGCUUUAUAUCCUCUACAAUAAACUAUUUUUAAGAGACACUUUCCCUUCAAUGAGAACUCCUAUUGAACUCCUGUUGUCUUUUUAGAAGACAGAACUAUUUUGUAAACAGCUUUAGCCUAUAUCAAAACCAAGAUAAUUUUCCAGGAAAAUUUUCACCUUUGUCUUAAUAUCUGUUUUGUUUGUUAUGUCAUUCUUUCACCAAGCGCCUCGCCCACUAGCAGUAUCUACAUCAUCAUCAUAAACUUUAUUGCACUAGCCAAAGGCCAUAGCAUCAUUCACAAAGGGAACAAAAAGAAAAGCAACAAUAACUAUAAAAACCAUAAAAACAUCAGGCACUGCAAAUACAAUAAACCACAGCUGCGUCUCCUAGAAAUCAUUUGUUGGGUACGAUAGAAUAGCAGGGGGUUCUCAAGUAGAAUGUGGCCAGCUUAAAUGUCCGAAUCUCCUUGGCAAUUGACCACUGUUUUAUCUAGUUCUUUUCUCCUGAUCUUCUUAGCUGCCAAUGCAUACAGUGCUGCUUUAUAAGUUACAAAGUCAUCAGUAUCACUCAGCAGCCAUUUCACCCUUUCCACCCUGUUUGAGUGUGUUCCAUUCGUAAGCAGGGGUUUUAUAAAUCGGUCUCUUGGUUCUAUAUAUAGCGGGCAUUGCAAUAUAUAGUGGUACAGAUCCUCUACGCAAGGUUGCCCACAGAGACAAAGUCUCUCCAUGUACUGUACUUUGCUGUACCGACCACCCACCACCGCUGAGGGCAUCGAUUGGAAUCGUAAUUCUGUAAAAACAAUUCUUAGUGCGGCAAGUAGGAGCCUUGUCAGAUAUCUAGCUCGGAUGUGCUCCAUUUUGAUAAGUGGGAACCCUGGUGAACUUUGGGUAGAGGCAAUUGUGGUUAAAUCCCAUUCUGCAUCAGACCUGAAGAGACAAUCUCUUAAGUGCCUCUUAUCCAUCUUCAUGAUCACCUGAAGAUAUUGUAAUUGGUAUUGGGUCAAGAGAUGUUGGAUGCCAUCCUUUCAACAUUUAGUCUGUUCCUGUUCUGUGUGGGACAUAGUGGGGAAUCUCUCCUCCAAAAGAGACUGGAGUCUUUUCACAUAGUUUAGACACAGAUAACCAGUUCUAGCCCAUAUUGUUGUCACGUCCGUUUCCAUGCGGAGAAGAGCAGCUGGAGUCCCAUUGGGGAGCGAGAGCACUUUCCUGAGGAAUUUGUUCUGCACUAUUUCUAAGGCUUUGUUAGCAUUUGGAUCCAUGUCCCAUAUCGCUACUCCGUGGAGCAUCUGGGAAACCACUUUACUGGCAAAGAUUUUCAACACAGGUUCUAGUAACUGGCAAUCCAAUGUAAAAUAGAAUUUCAUUAAUGCCCCACAAGCUUUCUGCACUUUGAGUUUCGCAGCCUCGAUAUGCCCCUCCCAUUAUAGUGUCUCAGUGAAAAGAACUUCCAGAUACCUAAAGGAGCGUAUCUGCUCGAGAUUCUGUUGGUCCAUUUUCCAUUUGAAACUGGGGCUACGCUUCCCAAAGACCAAAAUUUUGGUAUUUGAGUAAUUCACGACAAGUUCUUCUCACUUGCAAUACGAGCUGAAAGCUGUGAGCAGAUUAUUACGACCUAAUUGGGAGAGUGAUAGGAGCACCACAUCAUGGGCAUACAGCAGACAGGAUAUCUUCCUAUUACUAAUAGAUCAGUAUCUACACUGCUUUUACUUGGAGCCAGUUUAUGUGCUUUUGCUGAUGUGGUACAGUCAUCUCACAGGAGUGCAGCAGUUCCAAAUACAGUGAUACCUCGGGUUAAGUACUUAAUUAGUCCCGGAGGUCCGUUCUUAACCUGAAACUGUUCCUAACCUGAAGCACCACUUUAGCUAAUGGGGCCUCCAGCUGCCGCCAGAGCACAAUUUCUGUUCUCAUCCUGAAGCAAAGUUCUUAACCCAAGGUAAUAUUCCUGGGUUAGCGGAGUCUGUAACCUGGAGCGUAUGUAACCUGAGGUACCACUGUACACUAGGUACCAUUGCACAAUUUGAAUUUGUCUCCUUGCACAAGGAAAGCCUUCACAGUGGCCAGAAGUCUUGGUUGCCACUAUGGCCCUAGACAGAGAGAUUGGGUGAUAAUUGUGCUCUUACCAAACACUCCUUGCUCUCCGUUCUUUCUACACCUUGUUACAUUCUUCUCAAGGUGGGAAUAAUGGGAGGUGUUUUUCUCCAGUUUCCCACCUCCGUCAAUCGCUUGCUUUCGUUGGAAGCUAACCAAGGGUCACUUAAAGAGGCUGCUCAGAAGCUGAGCACUAUCUAGAAAUUGUCCUGCCUUCCUGCUUCCUCUCAUUUCUUCUGCAAACUCUUGCCACAGGUGCUAGUCAACCCAAGCUCCAUCUGACUUUUCCUUGGAAACUGACUCCUUCACAAGCCAUUAAGUGCCUUAACUAGACUACAUACACAGUUUCUGAGCAGCUUUUCCAAGCCUCUCUUUGAACCUUUCAUAAUCUCUAGAACAGCAAGAUUUCCCCUUGCCUGUGUUUUCCUUUCUCUUCUCAGAAAUCAAUUGCACAUUGUUUUCUUUAAAUGAGAGCUCGUCUGGAACUAAAUUCUUUCUUUCUUUCUUUCUUUCUUUCUUUCUUUCUUUCUUUCUUUCUUUCUUUCUAGCAAGUCAUCCAAAUAGAUUUAUUAAAAAUAAAUAAAUCCUCCUUCCCUUUACAGGGCUUGGCUUAGCUCAUGUGGCAUUGUGCUGCUGAAUCCUCACUUUAUUCAGAAAAGGGAAAGGGGGAGUCCAGUAGCUUCAAGUUCUUCACAGCAAUACAGAGGUGACAUUAAAAAUAUACGCCCCAUAUAUUCCUCAGAAAUGUGAGGGAGCUUCCUCGAGGCCUACUUAAAACAGUGGGUGGGGAACCUGUGGCCCUACAGUUGCUGUCUGAGUCAUCAGCCAGCAUAACCAGUAGCCAACGAUGGUGGGUGUUGUAGUCUCGCAACAUCCUGAUUUAAAUUAUAGAAGAGAAUGGAGUGAUUAGGCCUGAGCAAUGUAUCAAUAUUGCUCUUGAGGGCCAGAGCACGGUGGCACCUUCACCCAGUGGUGUAUCGCAAGUGAAACCACCACCACUCAUGAGUGCCCGGCGCAUGGAGGGAGGAACGAACACCCCACGAGGUGCCAGAGUGAAACCACCACUGCUCCUGCCAAGGGAGCUGAGGCGAUUUCACCCCAUCGCUUCACGGGGCCGACGCAGCUCUUUCCUCUCUCCGCUUUUCAACAUUGCAAUGUAUCACAUUAUCGCGAUGUUUGGCUGGUGAUACAUUGUGAUGCUGAAAAGCUGAUAUCGCCCAGCCCUAGGGGUGAUGUGAAGUGUUUAUGUCUCCUCAGGCCCUUAAUUCUACUGGCAAUCUAAUCCUUAGAAACGGAGUGGGCCAAAACGAGGCAGAGCAAUGGCCGCUGUCCAAAUGGACACACACACACAGCCUAAUUAUUCAGUCGCUGGUGGCAUUUAGUGUGUUUCUCAUAAGCUCCACAUUGUGGCAAUGGAAUGGUGUGUUCAGUCCUCAGGGCCUAAGGAAGGAAUGAAGAAGGGAGGACUCCUCUACUUUGCUGCCAAGUAUGUCUGGUGCUCAAGCAACACAGGGGCAAAGGUGUCAGGGAGCCAAUCGUUUCUAAUAUAAAAACAAAAGGAGCUGUGUCCUACACUUGCCUGAAGCCUACGCACCCCAAGGAGGCUAUAGCCACCAUAUGAAACAAAGCUGAAGGAAAGGGUGGAAGAAUGCAGAGAUCCCAAAAGCAAAGCUGUGAAAUGGGAGCUACUGCCGUGUUAGUUGAAAGCUGCCUAUAAGGAAGAUCAUCCUUGGAAAUGGCAGAUUUCUAAGCACUACCUCUAUCCCUCUGCGAAUUAGUUGUAGACUUUUUGGGUCAGGGAUCUUUUUUUGACUCUGCUGUCCUGGAAAAUAGCCUGUCCAUUGAUGGUUGCAUAUGGAUGUCUCACUUCCAUGGUUAGUUGCAUGCCUGGCACUUAGCAGAAAUCUGUGGAACGAUCCAAAUUUGUGUAAAGAGCCACAAGGAAAACAAGCUGUUUUCUUGUAAGAGCUGCUGCAGCGCUGUUUUCCAGCAGAUUUCUUCUUGUGCGGUUAAAUUGUCCUUUCCAGUUGUCAGGAUGAUACAGGGUCCCUUAUUUUCACCAUGCGGCGUGAGAGAACUCAGCUCAGGAUAGUUUCAGCUUUGUUUAUGGAUUUGUAAUGAAACCAAACUCUGCAGAAGCAGUGGACCCAAGCAUGGAUAGAGUCGCUGAGGGCUGAUUUCAGCGUUGCAGUGCCAUGUACAGUCUGCCUAAAACGAUGCAGUUUUUGUUUUUGCAAGCUCCAUGCUGCAUGUAUCACAUACCAUGUGCACCAACUUGGUGCCAGUUUUUGAGCUUUUGCUGAUGUGGUACAGGCCUCUCGUAGUAACAUACAUGAAGAUUCUACACAUCAGCGACCGCAAGUGUCCUUGUGCCCUGGCUAUGAGCAUGAACCAGGAGCUCCCCACUUUCAAACCUUACUUCUGGUUGGCGUCUUACAAAAUGGUUAUAUUAGGCAAAAUGGGAGCCUGUUGGAAGAGUGGGUUAAAAAAAAUCUAAUAAAUUGAUUAUUGAUUGGGCAAACUAGAUACCCUAAGUGUGUGGGUCUCACUUCUGGCAUACCUUACAGGGCUAGAUAACAGAAUGUGAACUGUUCCGAAUGCUUGAAACAAAUUGCAUAAAUCCUAAGUAAUAUCAUCAAGCCGACUCAUGUGCUAAGAGGCUUUUGAAUGCCAUGCGCUCACCUGCAUGCCACAUGAAGGACUGUCAAAUGAAGGGUUUUCGGCUGGCAACACAGCUACAUGGUCACACACACACACGACUUGCAUCUGUAUCAACAGACAAGACUAAUACUAAUGGAAAAGUUGGUUUACAGAUAAACUUCAUUUGCUUUUGGACUACCCUAUUUGUAAACCUGGCCUGUUUAUAAGUGUUGGGAGGAGGGAUAAUUUUUUUUGCUUCAUACAGAAAUUUGUAUCAGAUGUUCUGAUUUUAGGGCUCUAGCCCCCCAACAUGAUUUGAUUUUUUAAAAAAAAAAAAUACUGCUUUUCUGAACUCCAAUCACAAAAUGAAAUCGCCAGUGAAUGCAACCAAAGAUACUGUUUUUACAACCCCCCUUUACCAUUGCAUAAAGCCAGUCUGCUUCCACCUGGCAGAAACCAGCCACAAGGGGAUGCUGUAGUACAGGAGAGUGUUGGCUGAGGGGCUGUCUGGAAACCUCCAAGCAGAAUGCUCUUAUUUCACAUGGUUUUUUUGUCAACAGAGGUAGAUGCUACCCACAGGGAGAACGUAGUCUCAAAAGAGGAUCAUUCGGACCCUGAAAAUGAUAACACAAGUCUGAUGAUGAUUGCAAAUGUUCCACGUGGCACUUGAUAAACCCAUUUUGAAAUCUCGCAGAGCUGAUCCCCUAGGGAGACCAAGUUGCAAAGGAAGGGGAGAACUCUGGUGUUUUAAUAGCUGGGGAUUUAAAUGAUUUGGUUUAAUGAGGGUGGUUUUUCCCCAAAAAACAAUAAAGUGAUGAGAACAAAUUGUGUCAGUGUUCUUAUUCAUGAAUUUCCUCUAUAGCCCAACUCUUUUACCCCUGUGCUUUUAGGAAGUGGGAAACUGAUAUUAAAAAAAAAAUUGGAUAAGGGUGACAUUUUCAUGGGCCGAUGGUAUUGCUGUAUUUAAAAUAAUAAAAAGUCCAAUCAAAGCCUCUGUUCAUAUUCUUAGCAUUACGGUAAGACCUUUAAACAAAAUCCAAGCCAUGGUGAAUUCUAUAAAUUCCAUGGUGAAAGCCAAAACAGAACGGCAACCAGUAGUUACUGAUGGAAUUGCUGUGUCACGCAUAUAACCAGGCACUCUCAUUAAGUGCUACGUUGUGAUGGUACAAGAAUUUUAGAGAUGGGAAGCCAAACACUUGUAUGGGGGAGUCUUCAAGCUGACAGGACCUGUUCCGCUUUGAAGUCCAAAAGGCACACUUUUCAAAUUAAAGAAUUCUGAGCCCAGGAAUUGCCCAGAAAUCACCCAGAAAUCUUACCAGUAAAUCCAGAUUUAGCUUCUGCCCCCCUGUGGCCUAUAAGACUGCCCCUUAUAAGGUGGGGUUAGGUUGUAUUUCUCUCAAUGGCCAGGCAUGGUCCAAGACAUUUUACCGCCUGAGGCAAAGGGCUGCUGACUCUUACUUAACACUGGUUCUGGAGCAGCAUCCUCUACUCCAGUGGAGGGCAGCAGUUUAGCCAUGUGACACACACAGCUGUAGCUGUUGUUGCUGUUCCCCCACCGCUCACUGCAUCUGCUGGUUGAGGCUGCUGUCUCACUCUACCCAAUGGUAGGGCCACCCCUGCUGAACAGAUCUUAGCUAUGAAGAACAGAAAAUAUUUGAUACAAAUAUGAAACAGAUACAGACAACUUUUCCAAAUGUCUUUUCAUUAGUUCUCCAUAUAGCACUGGUUUCCAAAGGGCUAACUGAAGUUCGAGCAAGGAGAAAUUUUGUUCUUUUAGGGAUUUUUUUUGGAAGGAUGAGAAAUUGUCCAUAUAAAAUACAAUGUUCUCUGAGGCCCUUCUACCUGCUCCAUGAGAAGAAGAAGAAGAAGAAGAAGAAGAAGAAGAAGAAGAAGAAGAAGAAGAAGUAGUUUUAUUUGUACUCCACCCUCCCCAGCCAGAGCCGGGCUCACGGCGGCUAACACCAAUAAAAUCAUAGUAAAAACAUAAUUGGGGGGGGGGAGAAGAAACAAUUUAAAAUACAGGUUAAAAUGCAAUUUAAAAUGCAGCCUCAUUUUAAAAGUAGCCGAUAAAUCAAGACCAUAAGGGGAGGGAAACAUAAGGGUCAGACUGAGUCCAAACCAAAGGCCAGGCGGAACAGCUCUGUUUUGCAGGCCCUGCGGAAAGAUGUCAAGUCCCUCAGGGCCCUAGUCUCUUGUGACAUAGCAUUCCACCAAGUCGGGGCCAGUACUGAAAAGCCCCUGGCCCUAGCUGAGACCAAUCUAACCACCUUGUGACCUGGGACCUCCAAAAUGUUGUCAUUUGUAGACCUUAAGGUCCUCUGCAAGGCAUACCAGGAGAGGUGGGUCCUAGGCUGCAUAGGGCUUUAAAGGUCAAAACCAGCACCUUAAAUCUGACCCUGUACUCCACCGGGAGCCAGUGCAGUAGUUAAAGCACUGGAUGAAUGGGAUCCCUCGGCAAGGACCUCGUAAAGAGCCUCACUGCAGCAUUCUGCACCUGCUGGAGUUUCUGGGUCAGCUUCAAGGGCAUCCCCGUGUAGAGCAAGUUACAAUAAUCAAGCCUGGAGGUGACCAUCGCAUGGAUCACUGUGGCCAGAUCAGGGUGAGAAAGGUAAGGGACCAACUGCUUAAUACGGCGGAGACGGUAAAAUGCCACCUUUGCUGUGGCUGCAACCUGCGCCUCCAUGGAAAGGGAGGCAUCAAAGGUUACACCCAAGCUCUUGACAAAAGGCGCUGGCACUAAUUGAGCCCCUGCAAGAGAUGGGAGUUGGCCCCCCAACCUCAUGUUGUCCCAACCCAACCAGAGGACCUCUGUCUUCGAAAUAUUUAACUCCCACGCAGCCAUCCAGCCACAGCUUCCAAGCAUCUGGUCAGUGUGUCCGGGGCCGAGACAGGGCGGCCAUCCAUCAAUGGAUAAAGCUGGGUGUCAUCAGCAUAUUGAUGACUACACAGCCCAAAGCUCCAGACAAUCUGGGCAAGGGGGCGCAUAAAGAUAUUAAAAAGCAUCGGGGAAAGGAUUGUGCCCUGUGGGACUCUACACACCAAGGAGUGUCGCGGCGACAACUCCCUCCCUAGCGCCACUCUCUGUCCCCGACCAGAGAUAAAGGAGCUCAGCCAUUGUUGGACUGUGCCCUGAAUCCCCACAUUGGCAAGGCAGUGGUCCUAAAGUUUGUGAUCGACCAUGUUGAAGGCUGCUGACAGAUCUAAGAGAAUCAGCAGUCCCAACCUGCCUCGAUCCAGCUGUCUACGGAAAUCAUCUGUUAGGGUGACCAAAGCUGUCUUGGUCCCAUAACCAGGGCGAAAGCCAGACUGAAAUGGGUCCAGAGCCGAGGUUUCAUCCAGAAGCCUACCAAGCUGUUUGGCAACUGCUCUCUCAAUUACGGAAGAUUCAAAACCGGGUGGUAAUUGGAUAGAUCUAAAGGAUCUAGAGGGACACGGGUGGCGCUGUGGGUUAAACCACAGAGUCUAGGACUUGCCGGUCAGAAGCUCGGCGGUUCGAAUCCCCGCAACGGGGUGAGCUCCCGUUGCUUGGUCCCUGCUCCUGCCAACCUAGCAGUUCGAAAGCACAUCAAAGUGCAAGUAGAUAAAUAGGUACUGCUCUGGCGGGAAGGUAAACGGCAUUUCUGUGCGCUGCUCUGGUUCAUCAGAAGCAGCUUAGUCAUGCUGGCCACAUGACCCAGAAGCUGUACACUGGCUCCCUCGGCCAAUAAAGCAAGAUGAGCGCCGCAACCCCAGAGUUGGUCACGACUGGACCUAAUGGUCAGGGGUCCCUUUACCUUAAAGGAUCUAGAGAUGUUUUCUUUAAGAGCGGAGGCACCACUGCUUCCUUCAACUCCCCUGGGAAAGUCCCCGUGCCAAGGGACUGAUUGAUGAUCUCAACCAGAGGGGCCCCACACCUUGUCUGGAUGACAUUCCUCUUACUAUUUAACAGUUGACUUCAGAUGAUGAUGAUGAUUUACUAACUUGCAAUUUCUCCCAAGUUCUUACUUCUCAGUUCCUGACUUCUUGGUCAUUGCUCUGUAGUGGGAGCAUGGAAUUCUUCCAUCAGCUGGGAAGCCUUUAACUAUUAAUUGCAGAGUUGGUUGCAAAUUUUGCAAAGCACAGCUCAUGAGCUGCGCAGAGAGAAGAAUUUGCCUGCAGCAACAUCCACCUGAGAUGAGUCGGAACUUGCAUCUAGCCAAUUGCUAGGGUCUGCCAUUUUCAGAUAUGUACUUUUAAUCGGCUGCUCUCAAAGGUGUGAGAUGGAGUAGAGGUUUGGCAUGAGAAAGGCCACAUUAAUGAAGAGCAAUUGUGAUUAUUAAUUAAUAGCAGCAGAGGCUAAUGGACUUUGAAACAGAUUUGCAAGGGGCAAGAGGACACAGCAAGGUGAGAGCCACGUUAUGAGGGAAUGGGAAAAGCUUCAUAUUAAUAGUAAACUAGAUCAGAGUAGUACUUUAACACUGAGCAGGCCAGGUGCACACUUUCUAUGCUCCGCUGACACUCUGCUUUCACGUGCACAGACAGGCAUGUACAAUAUUAUUUCUCCACCUCACAAAUAGCCAUUAAGGUAGACUUUCUGUGAAUCACAGACUGCUGCUCUGGGAGCUGGGAGCCUUCUCUGGCAUAGCUGAGAUUUUGUCUGCAUGUUGACUGGACUAGGAGACAGCAGACAAGAAGAAGGGGUUUUAGCUUGGUGGCAAGAGUAUCUGCUUCAUAUGUAGUAUGUCCCAGGUUCAGGUAGGGCUGGGAAUUUUUCCUGUCUGAAAUCCUGGCCUCCUUGCCAGUCACUUUUAGACAGAGCUGAGCUAGGUGGGCCAACAGCUCACUACAAAGUCCUAUGUGAUAUCAAAGAACAAACUGGAAAACAUUUCAUUCUGAGGAGAGCUAGCUUGCCUUGUGAGGUGACAAGCAAGUAAACCUGCUCAUUGGUGAUUCUCUAAUUAUGAAUUUCCCAUAUACCAGAGUCUCCAAGUGUCCCUAUUUUCCAGGGACAGUCUUGGAUUUACAGAAGCCAUCUCAGUUUUUGAUUUGAUCUCAGAAUGUUCCGCUUUUCCUUAGAAUGUCCCUAUUUUCACUGGAGAAAUGUUGGAGGGUAUGGAGUUAUACAACCCCUGAGCCAAGGAGAUAAGUAGCUAUGCAACCUUUAGAAGACAUCUGAAGGCAGCUCUGUAGAGGGGAGUUUUUUUAUGUUUAAUGUUUUAUAUAUGUUGGAAGCCACCCAGAAUGGCUGGAGCAACCCAAUCAGGUGAGCAGGGAAGAAGAAUGUUGGGGCAAUUUGUCACUAUGCUUUUUGGAAAUGUCUUGUUCUAUGCCAUCACACUUCCCCCCCUCCUGAAUUUGAUGAUUUUCAGUCCUGGCUGUGCAUUUAGACGUUAACGGGCGGGAUUAAUUUGUCCUGGCAUGCUGCUCUCCCUUAGGGUGACAAUUAAAGUCUUCAUAAGCGCUCACUCCAGGAAGCCAAGUUAGUAGUCCUGUUGUUCUUUUCCUCCAGCUAUUCAUACCUCCCUCUGUGGCUUGUCUUUCCUGCUGGGGUGUGGUGGCUCUUCAAAGGAGAAGCAUGAUGAAGAAAGUCAAAAUUCUUAGGCAGAGGCAUUGCACACCAACAUGGGAGUGUUUGAGAGUGCCAAGAAACAUGUGUUGGUGACUCAUGGUUUAAACCAAUACUCACCAAAUAGGCAGAACCGUGUAUGCUUUGUAGGAAAGCAUUUAAAAUUUAGGUGCCAGAUUCACCACUGAGAAAAACUGAACUCAGCCACAUAAUUAAGAAAAUUUAGAUCUAUGCAAACUUUACCAUUUUGCAUAAUUUAUUCUGGUUGUGCUAGACGUAGAAAAAAGGAUACUGUUAUGCAGGACACUGAAGUCGAAACCCUAGCCAUCAGGAAUUUUAAGCCAUCUCUUUAAGUUGCAUGCGUAUCUAAAUUGCCACAAGGGCAAGAAGGUGGGCUGUUUUUAAAUACAGUGGAACCUUGGUUCUCGAACUUAAUCUGUUCCGGAAUUCCGUUCGACUCCCGAAACAUUCGAAAACCAAGGUGCAGCUUCUGAUUGGCGCAGGCAUCCCGGAAACAAUGUUAAAUAAGUUGGAGUUCUUGUUAUUAAGAAAAAAGCACACCAAGAACUCUGGCCAAGAUAAGUUUCAAUAGUGGGAGUGGUCCCUACUCGCAAAUCAAUAGUCAAUUGUAACAAAAACUAAUCCAUUCAAAAGUAUGUAUUCUGACAAGGAUUACAAACUCAAGAUACACGUUGAUCUACCCACACUUAGCUGAUGAAGGUGAAUACAUCAAAACAGGGCCCUGUCCUGGCUUCCGAUCCAUAAUUGACUUCUGACUUCUGCUCAAUGAUUGAAACUAAGAUCAUCACGUCAAAUCUGACUAUGGACUAACAUGAACUUACCUCUGUUCAUAAACUCUUAUCUCUAAUUCUGUAACGAAUUAUUGUGUUAUACAUAUCCUUAUGAGUUUGAGUUUGUCAUCUCUGUUUGAGUUUGUAAUCUCAAUUUGAGUUUGUAAUCCUUGUCGGAAUACAUACUUUUGAAUGGAUUAGUUUUUGCCCCGGAAACAAUAGUUGACAGCUGCAUCAGAUGUUCGGCUUCCGAAAAAUGUUCAAAAACUGUAACACUUCCGGGUUUUUGGCGUUCAGGAGUGAAUUGUUCGUCAAAUAAGCCGUUCGAGAACCAAGGUUCCACUGUAAUAAUCCCUCCCUGAAAUUCCACACCCAGUGCCAUAGUCUGCAGGUUUCCUGCACUCCCAGAGAAUUGCAGUGACCAUGCAACAUGUCUUCUUGGACUUGAAUACACAGAAGCGUCUUUAAAGAUGAAAGUAUCAUUUUGAUUGUGAAAUGGCUGCUUACACCUGAGAUGGAACAGACACACCCACAUCUCUCCAAUAACUUGCUGGUUUAAUUGCAUAUGAAAGGAUAUAAGGCACAAUCAGCCACAGUUAAGCAUGUCCACAGUCCGCUAAUUUCAUGUAGAAGAUGAAACACAUGAUUUAAAUUGUGUCCCCGUCCCGCCAUGUUUUUAGAUGCUUUGGUAGUUUUAUCUUUUGUGUGUUUGCUGCGCUGGGCUCUUCUUGGAGGAAGAUUUGGAUAUAAAUCUAAUAAAUAAAAGUCUUUGUAGACAGGAAUGAAUAAACAUUGCUGUUUCUUUCAUGUCACUUGAAGCCAGUAGUUCACAUGACAGCUGAAAGUUCUGCCUCUUGACUAAGCAUGGGGAGAGGACCAUCAGUGUUCUAGCAAACAUUGCAUCUCUCGAUGGAAAUGGGGUCUAAUGUUCAAGGCCACUGAGCACUUAGGCUGUGUUUGAGAACAGGCUGGCUAAACAAUCUCCAGGGCUCCUGGCUGUCCAGUGAAUUGCAAAUAAUCAAUGGGAGCUGCUUGUAGCGCACAGAAGCCUUGCAGAAAAUAAAAGCCCUUAUGCAAUAGCUACACUGUUUUAACAAAACUCUUGUGAGAGAUCCAAAUAUAUUUUCUCCACCUGUUGUGAGUGAAUUGCAUUUCCCCAAAAUGUGCAUGUAUUUCACUAAAUGAGCAUACACUGGGAAGUGCCAAUUAAUUGUGCGAUUUUACACAUCACAAGUCACAAUAGUGUUGUUGUUGUUAUUUAUUUGAUUUGACUUCUUGCUUGCCUUUCACUAUACAGUCCUACACUGUUACAAAACAACAACAACAACAACAACCCUAAAUUCCUCUCUGCUUAGGCAAAGAGUCUUUCCUGAGACCGGCUAGAGGGGCUGGGAGCUGGGGGCACUGUUAUACAGUGGUUCCUCUCCUUCCUCCUGGGCCGUGUCCAGAAAGUGGUGUUGGGGGAUGAGUGUUCAGACCCCUGGGCUCUCACUUGUGGGAUGCCUCAGGGUUCUGUCCUUUCCCCCAUGCUUUUUAACAUCUAUAUGAAGCCGCUGGGAGAGAUCAUCAGGGGGUUUGGGCUGGGUGUUCAUCAGUAUGCCCCGUGGAAUGCCCUCCCAUCAGAUGUCAAGGAAAUAAACAAGGAAACCAAUAGGCAUCCCUGUUUAGGGAAGUUUUUAAAGUUUGAUGUUUUAUUCUGUUUUUAAUCUGUUGGGAGCUGCCCUGAGUGGCUGCGGAAACCCAGCCAGAUGGGCGGGGUAUAAAUAAAUUACUGUUGUUGUUGUUGUUGUUGUUUAAGCAAAACUACUCUUUGGAAGUUUAAAACAAUGUUCUCUGGGAAGAGGAAUUGACUGUAAAACCAUUCAGGUAGUUUUAGUUCUGUGUGAGGAACAGGGGUCUCCUAGCAAUUCUCAGCACGUUUAAAAGCCACAGCUCCCAGAAUUCUUUAGGGGAAGCCAUGACUCUUUAAAUGGGAUGUGGGUGGCGCUGUGGGUUAAACCACACAGCCUAGGACUUGCCGAUCAGAAGGUCGGUGGUUCAAAUCCCCGCGACGGGGUGAGCCCCCGUUGCUUGGUCCCUGCUCCUGCCAACCUAGCAGUUCGAAAGCACGUCAAAGUGCAAGUAGAUAAAUAGAUACCGCUCUGGUGGGAAGGUAAACGGCGUUUCUGUGCGCUGCUCUGGUUCACCAGAAGCAGCUUCAUCAUGCUGGCCACAUGACCCGGAAGCUGUACACCAGCUCCCUCGGCCAAUAAAGCGAGAUGAGUGCCACAACCCCAGAGUCGUCCACAACUGGACCUAAUGGUCAGGGGUCCCUUUACCUUUAUGACUCUUUAAAUUGGUAUCACGGGGCUUUAAAUCUAUAGUGUGCAUGUGGCCUAUGACAUUACCUGGGUUUGUUGCAAAAAUUAAAAACAGCUUCACUGGAAAUGCAUCGUUCCUUUGCCUCUUUUCAUUCUGGCCAUCUGUCCAGAGAGGAAAAAAAUCCCACCAAGGCUUGUCAAAAUAGCAACCCUACGCAACCUUCUACAGAGAAGUUUCAUGCUAAUGCAUAAAUGGAAGAGCCUUUUGAAAUGACCUGUAUACAAACAUGUACCUAGGAGCAGAAUUUUAAAAGGCUGCAGUUAGGAAUAUGCAUGCUUGAAUUCAGGGGGGUUGGCUUUUUAGUCAUGAUAGUGCUGUCAGCCUCCUUGCGAAAACUCAGCUAUCUCCUGCCUGCUAAUGCCUGUAUGUUACAUCCUAUAGGUAGGAAGGCUCUGUUUGCACAUGAAAGGGGGGGCACAUUUUAUUGGCUGAGCUCUGUCACUGUUCAGUAGCCAAUCAGAGCUGCUGAGCAUUUGCACCUCUCCAACCAGCUUGAAGAAGAGGAAGAGAAGGGGGAGGAAAAAUAAACUAGGAGAAAAGUUAACUAGUAACUGACAUAGGAAGGUAUAAAUUGUUGCAGAGUUGCAGAGUUCGACCUGUUUGGCUGCAGCCACCUCACCAACAGGAAUUUCUGGCAGAGGCAGAGACAACCAUCCAAACGGUGCGUGCGAAUGAAUGUUAUACAUGUUCUGAAAAGUUUAUGGAAGAGCGAGGUAGAGAGUGGUGUGUGUGUGUGUGUGUGUGUGUGUGUGUGUGUGUGCAUGAGAGAAGCUUGGGUUUUAUUACUGGAUAAUUGUAUGCUUAUGUUUCCUCUCUCUACCUUAUCACAGAAAACCCUUGAGCAAAGACUGCAUUUUGUUGCUAGAAGCAACACAAAGAAAGUGUGUCGCUUUCGUUGCAAGUUGUCCAGCUGUUGCUUUUUAACCAGUGAAUAUUUCUUUCAGAACGUUUCGUGCAGCCUUGAUAUUGACUUUUAAAAUGACAAUAGUAAUAAUCUUUCCAUGCAAGGGCUUUCUACCAUAGGCAACAAUUGUGUGCAGUACAGAAUGAGUGACAUGGUGUUAGGAGGAACUGUUAUAAUAACUGGGGGUGAAUUUCUCCUGACUAGAGUUCGGGUCAUGCUUCGUAUGAGCAAAGUGGUCUGUCCACAUGUAGGAUGUCUGCCGAGGGUAUCUCUACCAUUCAUAGGGACCCUUCUUCCCCAAGGCACAAAUUUUGCACAAAAAUAGAGGUUUCACAGCUUAAAGGAUGUCAAGGAGGUGGGACUGGGCUCUGGCAGUACCUUCCUCGCUUUCAACCGCCCUUUGUGCAAAUUUCAACAUUUCCAGCUUGUUAUCUUGAUCAGUGACUGCAGAAAGCUUCUUUUACAAUCUGGGGCCCUGCCAGCGAGAACCAAAUGCUUGCAAGCUCAUUUCAUCAGUUGCAAACAACAUGCGUUGCUGCCUUAGGCAACUGGGAUUGCUGCUAAGUCCCAAACACACCCACCUUUCCUUUCUGCUUUGAUCCACACUCAGUGCCUGGAACCUUCUGCUUUCGUAAGUAUCUUCAUGUCCCGCAAAAAGGAGGCGUGUUGUCACCCAAAUUCACUCCAGGAUUGUUGCAGAAACCAAAGGUGCUGCCCAGACUCCCCUUCAUAAUUGUUGGCGACUCUCCAUCCAUGCAGAAGACCUUACCACAGCCAAGUCAAAUGUAGAUACGAUACGAUAAUCUUCAUUGUCAUUGUCCCAUACAGAACAACGAAAUUGAAAAAGACAUUCAAAACCAACAAGCCAGCUAUCCCAGCCUGGUUAGCCCCCUAAAAACUCUGUAUUAAAUACAAUAUACUCCCAUAGGGACUACUUUACACUGCAUUUAAAACCCAAAUCGCCUUUGGAUAGAAACUGUAUCUCAGAUGGCUAGUCCUAGUCUUUAUAACACUGUACCGUCUUCCAGAAGGCAGAAGCUGAAAGAUAUCAUUUCCAGGGUGUGCACUAAGAUGGGGGAAUCUGUGACCACCCAAUACUGCUAGACUACAACUCCCAUCAUCCUUGAGCAUUGGCCAUGCUGGCUGGGGCUGAUGGGGCCUGGAGUACAACAACUUCAGAUUCCCCAUUGCCUGCCUGCCCACUAGCUAAGCAUGGCAAAGGUGCUUUUUGAAACGGUGUCGAUAACUUGCUUGACGUACACUAGAGUUAUGCAAUACAGCAAAAGAAAAAAAACACCUCUGCAAGAAAAGCUUCAAAAGGACAGCGGUGUGAGAUUUAUUUUAUUGUUUGCAAAAAUCUUCCCCUCACACCCCUCCCCCAGUGAAAACUGAAAGGAUGCAGACCCUCCCAAGUGUCCCUGUUUUCCAGGGACAGUCCCAGAUUUACUGAAGCCAUCCCACUUUCUGAUUCCAUCCCAGAAUGUCCUGCUUUGCCUUAAGAUAUCCAUGUUUACAUUGGAGAAAUGUUGGAGGGUAUGCAGUCAUGCGACCCCCGAGCCAAGGAGAUAAGUAACUAUACAUCUGAAGGCAGCUCUGUAUAGGGAAGUUUUCAAAUGUUUUAUUAUGUUUUUAUAUAUGUUGUGUUUUUUAAAACAUAAUAUUUAUUACUUUCCAACAAAUUAGACAUUACAUAGAAAAAGAAAAUAAACAAUACAAUACAAUACAAAAACAAUACCUAACACUAAACUAACAAAAACAAUUUAAACUAAGAAAACAAAACAAAAACAAUUUAAAACACAUCAAAUAGUUUCAAUCUUUCAUUCACUUAUUUCCAUGACCUCCUCAUGUUUUUAUAUAUGUUGGAAGCCGCCCAGAGUGGCUGGGACAACUGAGUCAGGGGCAUAAUUAUUAUUAUUAUUAUUAUUAUAUACAACAUCCCUAUUUUCAUCAGGGAAAUGUUGGAGGGUAUGAAGGAUGCCCCUGGAGUUUGAAUUUAUACACAUUUCCCGAGAUCUGUGAAUGUAUUCACAAAGGACACAGGAGCAGUAAAGGAAGUGAAAGUGUGUGUGUGUGUGUGUGUGUGAGAGAGAGAGAGAGAGAGAGAGAGAGAGAGAGAGAGAGAGGCAAAAAAGGAUUUGGCAAAAAAGAAGUGGUAAGCAUUCCCUGGACAGAGGUGGGGUUCCAGGUAACACAAUUUGUGCAUACAACAGCAGCAGUUCUUUUAAAAUGCAGCAAUUAUGCCAUGGUGGAGGCUGCUAGGAAGAAGCUUUCAGUUUUCCAGCUGUGGUGCAAAGGCCACCAUUUGAAUAUCCAUUGCACCUCAAGAAUUGGACCAGAAACAAUCCCAGGGUCAGCUUCAGAAUGUGGCACAUGGGAUCAGGCAGCACAAUUGAGCAGUGAAUCACAUGGCUGCAUUCGCUCCAGAAAUAUCGGGAAAGGAUGCAGCCGAUCUGCCCAUGAUCAUCCUUUUAUACCCUACAUAAUGCCUUUAAAUGUCAACAAACUAGCUUUGAAAGCUCAGUGUUAUGCGUGAGAUCAUUCUUCAUUUUUGCCUUCAUAUUUCCACCAUAUAACUCAAUCACAUGCAUCGUUCUAGCUGUGGGAGUGGCAGCAAGUAAUGUAAGCCUUUAGGAAAAGUAAAUACAGUAGCAAAGGUCAUACAAUUCUACCUCUUGCUACAGGGUUUAUCCAGAACAAAUUUACACUGGAGGGAUGAAGGGGGUCUUAAAGAUGGGACACCCAGGUCACCUAGAAUAUGGGAUCACAGAAUUGUAGAGUUGGAAGGGACCCUGAGGGUCAUUUAGUCCAACCCCCUGCAGGAAUCUCAGCUAAAGCAUCCAUGACUGAUGGCCAUCCAACCUCUGCUUAAAAACCUCCAAGGAAGGAAAGUCCACAACUCAAUAGGAAAACUCUUUCUUCUGCUGAUACAGAAUAAGCAUGUGAAGCUUAAAAAGAGGUCCAUAGGUCAGCUAUUUGUGCUUUGAAUGUAUGCUGUGAUUGCACCCUUAAACAAAACCCACAUUUAAGGAAUCCCUAAUUAUGAGGGAUGUCCAGAAAUUAAGCAAGGUCAGAUACUGCGCUUGAUCCUCUCAGACUCCCAAAUUUGGAGGUCAAGUUGUGUGACUUAGCCAGGAAUCCCCCCCCCCCCAGCCCCCUGCAAAAAUCUUAAGAACUGUAGUUUGCACUCUCACAGAACUACAAUUUCUAGCACCUUUAGCAAACUACAGUUCUUAGGACUUUUAAAGUGUGUGUGCUGUGCAUGUAGCCGAAAUCUUAAGGUGGUUUGCCGGUUGUUGUUUUUUAAGGGAAAGAUGGCAGUUUUAGCAGUUAUGUGCAAGGGUUUGGGUUAGAAAAUCCUGGGAGAGAUUGCAGAACUGUAUGUCCACGCAAACUGCCACAACACCACCUCCUUUUAAGGUGACCUGAAAAAUGAGGAUGUGCCAAGAAUUUUGAAAUCUCCCCUUUCUUAUUCCCUCAAACUCCUGUACUUUGGUCCCCGGUCAGUUGCAACAUUAACAGAAGGCAACCUUUGUGCUGAUAUUAGUAGAUAUUUUGAUCUACUGUGGUUUUUUUUCUGCUUCCCUAAGCAGGGGCCUGGGGAAUGGCCAAAUUCCAGCACUAUUGACAAUUCAUGUCAAUGUCCUGUUGUACCUUUGCCAGGGACUUGAAUGAGGCAAACAGCCUUGUUUGCUUAAAAUGCCUCUGACGUCUCUAAAUUCAGGAUGUCCCGUGAAACGACGCUGCUUUUUCUAGUAUUGAACUUUUUGUGUUUGGGGAAACAUUAUUGAUUUUAAAGCAGACAUAAUCAUCAGCAGUUAUAUAUGAGACCUGACCCCUAAUGGAGAAAAAAAGCCAUUUGGGAAAUGAACAACUGAAGCAAAAACCUGUUGUGUUGUGAAUGACAAUCCGAGAAAUAACCAGGGUGACUCGCUUUGUUAGAUGGGCUGUCUCCUGGGGGGGAAAAGCACCGUGAUCCUUGCUUAUUCUCAACUGGGUCUCCAUCUUCAUUUGGGGGUGUGUGUGUGGAAUCCAUGUCCUCAUGACUCUAAAGAUUAAUUACCUUGAAAGCCCAAAGGAACUGUGAAGAGUAGCAGGUCUUAGGUCAGUGAUAGCAAACCUUUUAGAGACUAAGAGCCCAAACUGCAACCCAAAACCCACUGAUUUAUCGCAAAGUGCCAACACGGCAAUUUAACCUGUAUAUCUCAUUUUUUUCCUGUGUGUUUCACGUUUCUUCUUUAUGACUGCUGUUGUAAUAAAUAAUCCUUCAUAAAAGUUAUUGUGUUACAUUCUUCAUUAAAUUAUCUUUCCAUUGAUAAAUAAUUUUAUGGUAUAACUCAAUGGGUUUUUUUCUUAAAAAAUGUUUAGGGGUACACUCAUUUUGACUCAAGAAAAUCACCACUGGUGGGGGGCGGGGGGAGAUAAAUAAAUACAGUUCAAAUUGGGGAAAAGAAAUGCAGUUCAAAUUAGGGGAGGGGGAAUAGAGUGGUACCUCCAUUUUCAAAGAGCUUCGUUCUCAAACUACUUGGAAGCUACAGUCCUGCUGGGGUGACAGCGUGCCAUAGGUUCACCACCACUGUCUUAGGUGUUACUGGCAAGGAACUGAGCUCCCUGUGAUGCAAGCCCAGGCAGUGUGUAUGGAGGUCCUGGGCUGCCCAGAUGACAAGACCCCUUCUUGGACUCACUGACGGGGUCCAAAGGAAAGCAGAGCAAUAUAUCUGACACCAGCUUGACUGCAGGAGUUGCUGGACGGAGGGGUACAAUGUACUAUCCUCAGUGCUUUUUUUCUUUAAAAAAUGUUUAGGGGUACUCUCAUUUUCCUACUCAUAUUGAAAUACUGCCCCUCAAUCAAGCAAAACUUAGAUUCACAAAAUGUUUAGGGGUAUGCGUACCCCUGCAUCCCCCCAGAAAAAAAGCAUGGACUAUCCUACUGUCUUAGGGACUCCACUCUGGAUUUCUGUAGGGUUUACUCCCGAAGGUAUCCAGGGGCAUCUUACCCAUAGAGGUUAGUGGUGCAGGGCGCCAGGGCACCAAGUUCUGAAGGGCACCAGGGAAGAGGCGGAGGCUGGAUGCGGUGCCUCCCGGCAUCAGCUUGCCGCCCUCGCCUGCCUCUGCCAUGCCGCGCCGAAGCAGCGCUGCACCCGGAGCCUCCGUCUGCCAUGGCCACUGUGGCACAAAAUGGCCAGCUGAGCUGGGAGGUGCCACAUCCAGCCCCCGCCUCUUCCCCGCUGGAGGAGCCACCCUCCAGCCACUGCCCGCCUCCUCCAGCAGCGCCAUCCUCCCUAAAAAAAGGUUGACAACUCUGAAGAACGGUGUGUGUGUGUGCCAGAGGGAGCUGUGCACCACGGCGCCGGAUAUAUUUAAGACGGCCCUGAAGGUAUCCGACAAGGCAGUGGAGGUUUAGGGUCAGAGUUUUCCAUUUCCUAGAUGGGCUACCUUUCCAGGUUGACGAGCCUCACCUGCUCCCCGCUUUCCCUCCACAUCACGUACAGAAACUUCCUUUAAAGUUUCUAAAAGGUGGAGGUUGACCAAGCAAGCAAGCAAAGCAGAACAGUGAACAGGCAAGGUUUUAGGGAUUGCUGUGCCCCUGUGUGUUGCAGCGGCUAAAUGAUGCAACUCUACCUUGACUUGCAAACCUCUUUCUGCAGUUUCAGGUGUUGUCCACAAGAUAGCAGUUUAGACUCAAAGCAUCUUGCAUUACAGUUAGGCCUAACAUAUCCACAUGAAACCCAGAUAUUCCUCCUCUUCCUAUAAACCUGAAAACCUUUCAGGUCCACAUGAGUAAUACCCUGGAAAGAGUGAAAAGCUGUACAUUAGCAAACAGUAGCAAAACAGGCCAGGCGAAAGAAGGGGGCUUGUUAGCAUUAGGGCAAAGCCUUUGCUGCGUGGAAGACCAAAUAGUUACCUAGAAACAAACAUUCUAAUCUACGCAGAUAAGUUUGCUGAGACUGCAGUUAAAGGUGCACAGCUUGGUGUUCUGCUCAACCUGUGGCCUCCCUGAGCACAAAACUACAUGUCUCCUGUAGCUAAAGGUAAAGGGACCCCUGACCGUUAGGUCCAGUUGUGGACGACUCUGGGGUUGCGGCGCUCAUCUCGCUUCAUUGGCUGAGGGAGCCGGCGUACAGCUUCCGCGUCAUGUGGCCAGCAUGACUAAGCCACUUCUGGCGAACCAGAGCAGUGCACGGAAAUGCUGUUUACCUUCCCGCCGGAGUGGUACCUAUUUAUCUACUUGCACUUUGUGCUUUCGAACUGCUAGGUUGGCAGAAGCAGGGACCAAGCAACAGGAGCUCACCCCGUCACGGGGAUUUGAACCACUGACCUUGUGAUCGGCAAGCCCUAGGCUCUGUGGUUUAACCCACAGCACCACCAGCGUCCCUUUUCUCCUGUAGCUAGGGAUGAGCAAAUCUAAUUCAUGCUAGUUGGGACCGAUGGGAGCUGGAAGAUGGCAGCAUCUGGAAGGCCACAGACUCCCCAUCCUCGCUCUGAUGAAACUUACAUCCUUGGAGGCUGGUUUUGGCUGAAGAAGAAGAGGAGGAGGAGGAAGGUAGCACCAGAAAAAAGUUGCAAAAUGGUAGUAAUAGUUGUUGGUGGGAAAAAAAUGCACUAUCUGGAUCCCAGCACAACCUAAAACGGACUUCAACAGAAGCAGCAUUUUACAUUUUGGCUAGGUGGACUUAAAAACAAAAAACAACAACUUGUAUUUUGCUUUGCUUUGUUUUAUUAAACUAGCUAUAUGUUAGAGAGGAUGGAAUCAGAUAAGACAGAACCUUAAAAUGCAAUUAUAUUUGUUGCGCAAUUGUCUUUUCUUGAAUUGGAAAUAACUGCUGUGUAACAAAUGUAACUUUCUAUGUGGAAAAAAGAAUAUAUAUAUAUAUAUACAUAUAUAUAUAUACUGGCUAUAUGUUUGGGCUGCCAUAUUUCAAAAAGUAAAAGCCAGGACACCCAAAAAUUGCCGAGUUCUUUUUAGGAAGACCCCAAAAUUGUUGAGCUCUUUUAUACAAAAAACACGAAAGCGCCACCUUUCAGAAAUUCCCCCUGGACAUCAGUUCCACCUUUUGAUAUACCGGUAAAAUGCCCUCUUAUUGUUCUGCUAUUUAAAACAUAGCAUCGUCUGGUCCUAUCUUGUGUGGCAUCCAGAAUGCAAAACAAAACAUCAAAUGGUUAAAAACAUUGGCUUGGACUGUUUUCUAACCUGGGAUUAUGGUUUGUUUUCAGCCAUCAUGACCCAUCAGUUUCCAGCCCUAUCUCCGGAACAGAAGAAAGCCCUCUCAGACACAGCUCAGAGGAUCGUGGCCACAGGCAAAGGAAUCCUGGCCGCAGAUGAAUCUGUUGGUGAGUUUUUAAAUGACUAGUCAGCAAGACUUGUUUUAAAUCACUAGUCAGUAAGUCUUCCUUCCUUCCUUCCUUCCUUCCUUCCUUCCUUCCUUCCUUCCUUUCUUUCUUUCUUUCUUUCUUUCUUAUUUGCAGACUCAUUCUUGCUGGUAUAAUCUUAAAAUUUACAACCAGGAGAAGGUUUCGUUUUUGGAAUAAUAAAUUUUCAGAGUAGUUUUACAGUUAUAUUAAAAAUUACAUAUUUGGUUAUACUAUUAGAAACACAUAGACAGAUAAUUAUGAAAUUAUUGUGUGGUUUAAUAAGUUAACUGUUUAUAUUUGGACAACUUUUUUUGCUGUACUUUGUUGGAAGGAGAAAAAUAAUCAUUUCCUUAAUAACAUAUGAACAAUUUAUUUAACAAGAGCAAUAACAUUAUAGCAUAUGUAUCCAUGUUUUUUAACUGAUGAGGUUAAAGGGUUUUUUUUAAUAAAAAAAAACUUAGACCGACUUUUAGCACACAUGAAAAACUUAAAACAAAUCCUUAUUUCCUGAAGAAUAGCCUUUGGACUAUAACGGAACUUAAAUAGAAAACUAUCUUUAGAAAGCUUUUUCCUCCAAAAGCAUUUUAUUUUUAAAAAUCUGAUUUAAAUUUUAAAAAUCUGAUUUUUUUAUUUUAAUUUUUUGAAAUAAUUGAUUUUUAUCCACCCUGCUUUGCUAUUUGGUGGCUUUUCACAGGUACUAUGGGUAAUCGGCUGCAGCGCAUCAAAGUGGAGAACACCGAAGAGAACCGCCGGGCCUUCCGAGACAUCCUCUUCUCUUCCGACGCCUCCAUCAAUCAGCAGAUAGGGGGUGUCAUUUUUUUCCACGAGACCCUCUAUCAGAAGGACAACACUGGCAAGCUCUUCCCAAAUGUCAUCAAGGACAAGGGCAUCGUGGUUGGAAUCAAGGUGAAUAUCUUGUCCACAGUUAACUGUACGAAGGCCAAGAGGUCCGACCAGUGUCUUCACACUGGAGAGCCAGUGUGGUGUAGUGGUUAAGAGUGGCAGUCUUGUAAUCUGGUGAACCGGGUUUGAUUCCCCGCUCCUCCACAUGCAGCUGCUGGGUGACCUUGGGCCAGUCACACUUCUCUGAAGUCUCUCAGCCUCACUCACCUCACAGAGUAUUUGUUGUGGGGGAGGAAGGAAAAGGAGAAUGUUAGCCUCUUUGAGACUCCUUCGGGUAGUGAUAAAGCGGGAUAUCAAAUCCAAACUCUUCUUCUUCUUCUUCUUCACCUCCCAUUUCUCCUGUCUCUGCACCUCGAGGGCCGCCUUUCCCCACAUGAACAAAACCGGACACUGUGUCCCGUCAUCUGAGAACUGUCUCCAUGUGUCCUCUCUGGGUUCAGCGAGCGGCGACAUGAGAACGGGCCUUUUCGGUGUUGGCUCCGCCACUUGUAGAAUGCUCUCCCCAGGAAAGCAUGCCUGGAGUCAUCCCGAUCUGUUGCUUUGCACCAGGCAAGACCUUUCUAUUCACCCAGCACUGAAUUGGGAAGGUAACAAGUUGUGCCUGUGGCCUCUUGGUUGUGCUCAUUCUUUUAAGUGGGAUAGGUAGGAUGUCACAGAGAUGUCAGUUAGAAGGGACCCAACGGUCAUCUAGUCCAAACCCCCGCAAUGCAGGAAUCUUCCGCCCAAAUCCAUGACCCUGAGAUGAAGAGUCUCAUGCACUACCAACUGAGAUAGGUAUCUUUUUUUUUUUCUAUCUACCAACUGAGCUAUGCCAAUUUAGGAUGUGUGUGUGUGUAUGCAUAAUUUAGGUCUUGUUUUACUGCUGUUAUUAGUCUUUAAGGCUUUUUUCUUUUUUUAUCAUUACACUUUGGUGUAAAAAGCGACUUACUGUUUUUAUAACAAGGGCCUGUGGUAGCUCUAUUUUAAAAAAAAUAUAUAUUAUUAUUAUUAUUUACAUUCAUAUACCCCCUUUAACUUCCAAGGAUCUGUGGCUCCUCACCACAACCCUCUGAGGUAGUUUAGGCUAAGAGAUGGUGAUGGAACCAAGGUUAGCCAGUGAGCUUCAUUGCUGAGCGGAGAUUCGAACCCAGCUCUCCCAGGUCCUAGUCCAACACUCUUAACCAUUACGCCACACUGGCUAUGAAAGCAGGGAUAGUGUGACAUAUAGGAGUAUUUGGUGCUAACACCUUCAUAGUCAUUUGUUGGUGCGAUUUAGACAGAAGAACAUAGGUUAUGCAGUGAUGUAGGUCAGGCUUCUUCAACCUCAGCCCUCCAGAUGUUUUUGGCCUACAACUCCCAUGAUCCGUAGCUAGCAGGACCAGUGGUCAGGGAUGAUGGGAAUUGUAGUCUCAAAACAUCUGGGGGGGCCGAGGUUGAGGAAGCCUGAUAUAGAUCAUAUAAAUCAGGUGUGGGGAACCUUUGUCCCUGCUGGCGUUGUUGAGCUACACCAGGCAUAGGCAAACUCGGCCCUCCAUAUGUUUCGGGACUACAACUCCCAUCAUCCCUGACCACUGGUCCUGUUAGCUAGGGAUGAUGGGAGUUGUAGUCCCAAAACAGAUGGAGGGCCGAAUUUGCCUAUGCCUGAGCUACACCUUCCACCUGCCCAGGCAAGCAUGGCUAAUGGCCAGCGAUGGUGGUAGUGGUAGUUUAGCAACAUCUGGAGCCCCAGAGGUUUCCCGUACCUGACAUUGAUCAAGCACAUACCAGUGCAUUGCAUGUAUCAACCAAUCUACAGCUUAGAUGCAAUGGCCCUGUACAGUCAAUCUGGGAACGUUUUGCUAAUGCUUGUGUUAAACUUCCACAGCUGGACAAAGGCACAGCUCCAUUGGCAGGAACGAAUGGAGAAACCACCAUUCAAGGUGAGAUAUUUAUUUCCUCUGAACCUUGAAAUAUGAGAGAGCGCGUCAGUUCCAAACAGAAUUUGUUAAAAAUUCUGUUGAUACCACAUCUGUCAGCCCAGGAUACCUGAAGGAGCGUCUCCAUCCCCAUCAUUCAGCCCGGACACUGAGGUCCAACUCUAAAGGCCUUCUGGCGGUUCCCUACCUGCAGGAAGUGAGGUUACAGGGAACCAGGCAGAGGGCCUUCUUGGUAGUGGUGCCAGCCGUGUGAAAUGCCCUCCCUUCAGAUGUCAAGGAAAUAAAUAACUAUCUGGCUUUUAGAAGACAUCUGAAGGCAGUCCUGUUUAGGGAAGUUUUUAAUGUUUCAUGUUUUAUUCUGUUUAAUAUUCUGUUGGGAGCUGCCCAGAGAGGCUGGGGAAACCCAGCCAGAUGCGUGGGGUAUAAAUAAUAAAUUAUUAUUAUUAUUAUUAUUAUUGGCAUUAAUAGGAUAAGUACGGUAACUAUACAACUUUCCAAAGACAUCUGAAGGCAGCCCUGCAUUAGGAAGUUUUAAAUGUUUGAUGUUUUAUUGUGUUUUUAAAAUUCUGUUGGAAGCUGCCCAGAGUGGCUAGGGAAACCCAGCUAGAUGGGUGGGGCAUAAAUAAUAAUCAUAAUAUUUCAUAAAAUGUAGACACUGCUGGAUUGUGUAAAAAUGAAACUCCCUCAAAGCGGCUUGCAAAAUGAUAAAACCAUAACAUCAGGGGGGAAAUUACGAGAAGUUAAAAUUCUGAUUAAAAUGCACGCUACUUAAAAUGCAGCCUUCUGCCCUUGGGAUAAAGUAAAGGGUAAAGGGACCCCUGACCAUUAGGUGCAGUCGUGGCCGACUCUGGGGUUGCGGCACUCAUCUUGCUUUACAGGCCAAGGGAGCCGGUGUACAGCUUCCGGGUCAUGUGGCCAGCAUGACUAAGCCGCUUCUGGCGAACCAGAGCAGCGCACGGAAACGCCGUUUACCUUCCCACCGGAGUGGUACCUAUUUAUCUACUUGCACUUUGACGUGCUUUCGAACUGCUAGGUUGGCAGGAGCAGGGACCGAACAACGGGAGCUCACCCCGUUGCGGGGAUUCGAAACGCCGACCUUCUGAUCGGCAAGUCCUAGGCUCUGUGGUUUAGACCACAGCGCCACCCGCAAAUCUUCUAAAAGGCCCCAUCUUUCUUCUCUUUUUUGCCUUCAGGUUUGGAUGGCCUUGCUGAGCGCUGUGCCCAGUAUAAGAAGGAUGGAGCUGACUUUGGAAAGUGGCGUGCUGUGUUGAAAAUUACAGAUACGACCCCCUCCACUCUUGCCAUCCAGGAGAACGCUAAUACACUGGCACGUUAUGCCAGUAUCUGCCAACAGGUAUACCCUCUCAAUAACUCAGUGUUUUCCUGGCAGCUUGGUGGUGGGACGGUGUGGCAGCUUUUGGGAACCUUUCCCUAUGGAUAUGAACUUAGAACCUAGUUCAUCUAGAUGCCCAUUACAUUUUCACUUGAAUCUUCAGCAUGGACUAGUGCCCAUCGUGGAGCCUGAGAUCCUGCCUGAUGGAGACCAUGACCUCCAACGGUGCCAGUACGUGACAGAAAAGGUAAGGGUGGCAUCAGAAGCUCACCAUGUUCCUGCACCUCAACGAUAAUGUCAGGAGAAGGUUGGCAAGAAGUCACACUGUAUUAGUGAAGCUUCAAGGAAACACAGCCGGUUCCGGAGGCCAGGCCUAGUGAGCGCAGCAACUCAUCCCAGUAGAUCUUGCCCCUACGAGGCAGUGGCGAGGACCAAAGGUCUCUGCCAUCCCACAGCUCCUCCUCCCUAAGGUCCUUCCCAAGCGAUCUGAGACUCCAUUGCCUUGUCUGUCUUUGCUCUGUCCUCUUUAUACCUCUUCUAUUUCUGGGAGACCAGGGGAGAGGGGAGCUGGUCGCAGCAGGAUUCGCAGCAUUCUUGCCACUGUUGUGGCAUAUAAAAAUAUCCUUCUUUUAUCGCUUGGGAUAUCUGGAGUUAGUAAACCCAAAAGAAAUGCUUCCGGCUUUUUAACAAACGUUUGUCCAAACAUUUUCUUUUCAGUUCUUCAUAGAUACUAUCCCAAAGGUUUCUGAUUUUCUUACACCCCCCACCACAUAUGCAACAUUGUUCCUUCUGCACGCUUACACCUCCAACAUUUAUUUGAGUUUGUUUUAUACAACUUUGCUAGUUUACUAGGUGUCAGAUACCACCAACCUCGGCCCUCCAGAUGUUUUUGGCCUGCAACUCCCAUGAUCCCUAGCUAGCAGGAACAGUGGUUAGGGAUGAUGGGAACUGUAGUCUCAAAACAUCUGGAGGGCUGAGGUUGAGGAAGCCUGCUGUGGAGUAACUCUGCUUAGAGGUAGCAAUCCUGUGCACACAUACUUUGGAGUGGACCCAUUUCAAUAAAGUGGGACUAAUCCUACACAUGUAUACUCAAACAUGUUUCACCCCAACUUCUUCUCGUGUCCCAGGUGCUGGCUGCUGUGUACAAGGCCUUGAAUGACCACCAUGUCUACCUGGAAGGAACAUUGCUGAAGCCCAACAUGGUGACUGCGGGGCAUUCUUGUCCCAAGAAGUACACCCCCGAAGAAGUGGCCAUGGCCACAGUGACAGCUCUCCAUCGCACCGUCCCAGCGGCUGUUCCAGGUCAUUCUUCAGCCCUUGCGAUCUGUCAGGGUUUUCUUUAAGGGUGUGUCUGGGCCUCCCUGAUCUGCUCUUUACCUGAUUUACAGAUGUGUGUCCAUUGCAUUUGAUUUGCAAGAACGCUUUUGGUUAAGUUGCUGGCUGCCAAUCGACCAGACAUGGGAAGCGACUCCGUAGAAUAGCAUCUGUCACAUCCCUGGCGUACACUGAAAACACUUUUAAAGCACAUGGCUUCCGCCUAAGAACUGUAGUUUGUUAAGGGUGCUGGGAAUCUUUGGUAAGCUACGGUUCCCAGGGUUCUUUGGGGGAAGCCAUAGGCUUUAAAAGGAUGGCACGGAUCAUUUGACAUUGAAUAACGCAAAUGUUCUGUCUAUUGACAAAGGGCUUUAUUAGCUCAGCCUCAUAGGCAAGCCACCACUCAAUAAUAAUAAUAAUAAUAAUAAUAAUAAUAAUAAUUUAUACCCCGCCCAUCUGGCUCAGUUUCCCCAGCCACUCUGGGCAGCUCAGAAUUUUAAAAACUUCCCUAAACAGGGCUGUCUUCAGAUGUCUUUUAAAGAUAAGAUAGCUUCUUAUUUCCUUCACAUCUGAAGGGAGGGCAUUCCACAGGGUGGGUGCCACUACUGAGAAGGCCCUCUGUCUGGUUCCCUGUAACCUCACUUCUCGCAAUGAGGGAACCGCCAGAAGGCCCUUGGCGCUGGACCUCAGUGUCUGAUCUAAACGAUGGGGGUGGAGAUGCUCCUUCAGGUAUACAGGACCGAGGCUGUUUAUCCUACAAGUCACGUUCAGUCAGAGGAAUGUCAUUGUUAAAAUGAAGAAUCAAAAGAAUCUCUGUCUCUUUUCCAUUUCCUCUUGAAAGUUCUUUUCUAUUUCUUUUUUCUUAUCUCUCUCUCUCUCUCUCUCUCUCUCUCUUUCUUGUUAUGUUUUUAACUCAUUUAGAUUAAUGUUGGGCAAAAACAUCUUGGCAAAUUAAGUCUUCAGUCUUUAUGGUAAUCUUGCGUUCUGAUUCCAACUGCAGGCAUCUGCUUCCUUUCUGGGGGCCAAAGCGAGGAGGAGGCGUCCGUCAACCUCAAUGCCAUCAAUCUCUGCCCUCUGCCUAAACCUUGGAAGCUGACUUUCUCCUACGGGCGGGCCUUGCAAGCAUCGGCUCUGGCUGCCUGGUCUGGGAAGCCUGAGAACAAGAAGGCUGCCCAGGAGGCCUUCUGCAAACGUGCAAAGGUAAGAGGGGAAAGAGCCUGAGCUCAGUGGCAGGCAGCAAACUUUGCAUUGAAAAGGUUCCAAUCCUGAAGAUCUGCUGCCAGCCGGUCUAGAUCAGGGGUAGUCAACCUUUUUAUAUCUACCGCCCACUAAUACAUCUUUCUGGAUGGUAAAAUUUCCUUACCGCCCACCAGUGCUCGAUGGAAGGAGGAUUCAGCUUGUCCCGUAGAACCCCCUACUGCCCACCUAGAAUCCUGAAAUGGCCACUAGUGGGCAGUAGGGACCAGGUUGACAACCCCUGGUCUAGAUAAUUACAUGGUUUGACUUGGUAUAAGGUAGUUUUUUUCUCGCCUUUUAAGACAGUAUAAUUAAAAGAACCAGUGCAGAGAAGUACGGAGAAUAGCGUUAGAGGGAACUGGGUCAGAGUGCUUGAUUAGAACCUAGUACACCUUGCCUGUGGUACUUGGGCAUCUUGAUAAAAGUUAAGUUUUUAAGUGAAUGCUUAAAAGCCAACAUGUGGGUGCAGCAAAAAUUUAACAGAAAACAGGUAAAUCAUAUAGGUAUCACCAAAAGGAUUGGGACUGGUUGCUACUGUCUUUAGAGCACACACCCAAACAUGGGUUUUCUUGCUGCAUAAUGUGUGAGAUUGCCCUGAUUCCCAGUUUGUCACAAAGUGCUUUUCAGGGGGAAAGAAAGAAAGAAAGAAAGAAAGAAAGAAAGAAAGAAAGAAAGAAGUAAUAGAUUUAGAUUGUGUAUGGACUAGUACUCAGUCUCCAUUGAUUCUAGAAAAAAUUUUGGGUGUACAUAGCUAUGGUGUUUGGUUGUCUCUCCCCUGUUUUUUAUUAAAAAAAAUUGACCAGCUGUUAUUUUUAUUUCUAGAUAAAUAGCUUAGCCUGCAGAGGUCAAUACACCACCUCUGGGAAGACCGGUGGAGCAGCCACCCAGUCACUUUUCACUGCCAGUUACACAUACUAA
This is a messenger RNA of Podarcis lilfordi (Lilford's wall lizard), 30389 nucleotides long. The record is from the annotation of a GenBank genome assembly. Lineage: Eukaryota; Metazoa; Chordata; Lepidosauria; Squamata; Lacertidae.